This is a messenger RNA of Beta vulgaris subsp. vulgaris (sugar beet), 591 nucleotides long. RefSeq names its product NAC transcription factor 47-like. Gene Ontology annotation, biological process: regulation of DNA-templated transcription. Lineage: Eukaryota; Viridiplantae; Streptophyta; Magnoliopsida; Caryophyllales; Amaranthaceae. The coding region runs from base 1 to 591 and encodes 196 amino acids. The transcript has 3 exons. Gene Ontology annotation, molecular function: DNA binding. The record is from RefSeq and is a predicted model, not a curated record.
AUGGAAGGAAAUACAGGCAAGAGCAUGGACGGAAACCAUGGUAUUGUUGGGUCCUCUAAUCCUAUUCCUAAUUUAGGCGUAGUAAGUGCUGAAACUUUAAGUGCGAGUGAAACUUUGAGGCGUUAUUCACUCGGCUACAGAUUUAAUCCUCUUAAUCAAGAACUCAUCCUUGGCUAUCUUCUGCGCAAAAUCAAGGGCUUAUCUUUACCCACCAAUCUCAUGCAUGAAGUUGACAUUUAUCUUCAUACUCCUGAACACCUUACUGUAAAUUACGAACCACAAGGCGAUAAAAUAUGGUAUUUCUUUACACCAAGAGUCAAAAGAUACAAAAAGGGGAGCCGUCCAAAUAGAAGCGCUGAAGAUGGAUAUUGGAAAGCAACAAGAGUUGAAAAGACUAUUAAGACUAAUGAUGAUCAAGAAAUUGGAUUCAAGAAAACAUUGGUUUACUACAGAGGAAAUAAUGCUUCUGAUGGUGUUAAAACUAACUGGAUUAUGCAUGAAUUUAGGAUCAAUGGUCCUUCCCUGUUAGGUCCUUCUCUCAAGUGGAAAAGAGAUAUGUAUUUAGCAUCAAUGCAAGAUAAGAAUGUCUGA